CUUUUCGGCAAAGAUGUCUUCGUUAGACAGCAAUUGCCGCCAAAUAUCAAUCCCGAGACCGAAGUGUUUGUCUGUAAGACAACACGCGAGGCGUUUCUCACAUACGAUGAGUUCUUCGAGCGACAGAUCCUGUGCUCAUCGAUGGUGUGGACGUGUACUGUGAGCGGCCGAACGGGUCUCACUUAUGUGGAGGCCGUGGAGUGCGAGCGCGCGUCCAUUGAAAUGCUGUCCGCAUUCCCGACCGGACUCACGAUUCCGACUCUGUUUCUCACGCGAUACCUGACCGAGACGUCCAUCAAUACCAUCGUUGAUAUGAUCUAUCAAUUCAUUAAUAAUCGGUAUUUCAUUGCCGAAGAGAUUGAGACCAUUAUUAACACCAAAAGAAAAUCGAAAGGAAAGGUGUUUCGAGUGAUUCCUCCGAAUCAGUCGGAGAUAAGGGAAGACGAGGUGAACGCACAAGAGUCGAGUCCACAGACACAGUGUUUUGGCAUAAAUCCGAUGCUCUAUAAGUAUGAGAUCAUCGACACCGNAACGCACAAGAGUCGAUAUGAGAUCAUCGACACCGAGAAGAACCGGCAUAUAGUGGGCGCCGAACGGCUCACCCGUACUAAAGGUCUCAUAACCAAAGAUAAGCUCAAGUUAUUUCUCAGACAACACUUGAGUCAAUCCAAGCGAACGGAUCCGUGGCUACUGAAGGAAUCGUCCGCUAAAGAGUUUAAUCUGCCGGUCAUUGGAUGGGAUAACAUAUUCUCGGGACCCGAACCCAACUUUUCCGAAGAAACGCUUAUCGUUAAGACAUUCAACAAAGACAAACAAAAAGCCAUUUUAGACUCAAAGCGUGGCUCUUCUGGAAUCACUAAAACUCCGAAGAGCUCGAAGACUAAGACAAUGGCUGCGAGUGUUUCCCAAUCAAAGAGUAGUAAUAAAAAGAACGCCUCAACAAGUGGUAAGAAGAACCAAAAGUCGGCCACAAAAUCGGCGCCGAAAAGUAAAACCAAAGAAGAGACCAAACAAUCGAUUCGCGAGAGAGAAAAGGAACAGAAAUUACAGCAAAAACUGCUCGAAAAGGAACACAAGAGACAAUACGAAGAGAAUAUGAAAGAGUGGAGCACUAAAAGAGACGACUUGGCGUGCGAUGACUUGAGGCCACUGCCCGAAGCCGAGCCACUCAAAUGCCAGAUACCGGUCCACUUGUUCGCCGACGCGGUCGCUGUGAUGGAGUUUAUUCAUUGUUUUAACGAUUUAAUUGAUUUGAAAUCCAUAUUUCCGUUGGGAAUAACACUGGAACUGAUGGAACAAAUGGUGACAGACGUGGACGUGAACGGGCCGUUCGCCGAUCUCAUCAAAGUGUUGAUUACAACGAACUUUACUUUACAACAAGAGGAGGACGAGAGUGAACAGAGAGGAGGAAGGGAUGACAGCAGUGACGACGAGUCAAAGCCAGCCGAAGACGAGCGCAACGAGAUAUUUGUCAACACAUCCGGCGACAAGAAUUCUGUCUAUUAUUAUAAUUGGAUUCAAAAUCAUUUUGGUUUAGAGUUAUCUCAACUCAGUUUAGACGCGUUUAACAUCACAGAAGUGUUGCGCCUCUAUUUGCUGUCCAGCGGUGGCGGACCUCAGCCUCACUCCAAAUACAGGGGUCUCUAUAAUCCGCGC
Medioppia subpectinata is the source of this 1656-nucleotide messenger RNA. NCBI's taxonomy places the organism in Eukaryota, Metazoa, Arthropoda, Arachnida, Sarcoptiformes, Oppiidae. The record is from the annotation of a GenBank genome assembly.